Suricata suricatta (meerkat) is the source of this 1521-nucleotide messenger RNA. RefSeq lists its product as uncharacterized. The transcript is spliced from 5 exons. The coding region runs from base 1 to 1308 and encodes 435 amino acids. Lineage: Eukaryota; Metazoa; Chordata; Mammalia; Carnivora; Herpestidae. The record is from RefSeq and is a predicted model, not a curated record.
AUGUCUGCCCCUUCGCUGUGCAAAGUAGGGGAGUCAGCGGGCGGCGGGGCAGGCUCCUGUGUCUGGACUGGCGCGCCGUCUUUCAGGAAGGCACCCCGGCUAGACCCGCUGUCCGGGGAAAAGAAAGACUCCUCUAGGGGAUCAGAGCCUUGGAAGCCCGCGGCUGCUGGGAUCCAGACCCUACGCAGCCUGGGAAGGCCUCCGACUCCCUUUACGCCCCGGCUUGCCGCUCGAGCGCACGACCCUCGGGCUUUCCCUGUGUCCUGCCGUCGCCACCCGCGGUGCCGAGUCACCCGGCUUGCGGUUUUGCAGUCGCGCUCUCGGCUCCGGCCCCCAGUUCUGGUGAGCUGCGGGCUCCGGUCUCCUCUAGGCUGCAGCAGCGGCGAGAGGCGCCCGGGGAGUGCGGCCACAGCUCGGGUGCCCGGCCGGCGCCGGGACUCCAGGUGCACCGAGGGCGGGUGGCGGGGAGUCGUCCGGCGCCGCCGCCGCGGCUCCUGCGUCUCGGAGCAGGCGGUCCUGCAGCCGCGAGUCCCUGCUCAGACGCCCGGUGUGCGGCGAGACUGUUCCCACUCGCUUUGGCGGCUUCGCUCCUGUCUUGAGCAGGAGACUGCGCUCCGAGGAGGCUCUGAGCGCGCUCAGACAAAGAAAUGGUUACAGACCUGUGAACAGAGACACAUUCCAGAGUUGUGGACAGCAGACCCACUCAGAGGCAAGGCGCAGCUGGACGUGGACACCUGCCUUGUUCUCCUUGAUAUCCUCCUUCCCGGUGAAGCCGGGUUGGCGCCGAGCCCCGCUGGCUGCUGGGUAGCGCAGGCAGGGCACACUGCCUGCAGGGAGAGGCCCGGGGCGGUGGCAGAGGCGCUCCGGGGGAGCUGGGACUGUUUGCCUGCGCCCUGGCUCCUUUCUAGCUGUGCCCUGGGGGCACACGUCCUUCCCAGUACUGCGAGCUCAGCUCUGCUUUGGCAGGACAGCCAGAGGAGGGUGUGGUGGUGGCCAUGGGCCACCUGCACGAGCCAUUCCGGGCAAAGGCUUGGUGGCCAGAACACAGAUUUCACCAAAACGCCUGACCGGGGGAGCAUGAGCUGGAACCCACAAGCUCAAGCUUCGGUGACCACACGGGAACCCCACCUCCUUCCGUCCUGGGUGGGCUUCCCAGCAAAAGCCCAGAUUAUCUGCAGGUCACUGCCUGAAUCAACGACCUACAGCGGCUCCCAUCAACCUUUAGACCAGACCAAGCCUGCAAGAUCAAGCCUGCAAAGCCAGUCCUCAAGAGAAGGCUCCCGACAGGGUCCCCGGCUGCUGGUCUGAGCCCCUGGCAGCUGCUCUGGGCCUUCUGCGCACCCUGUCUUCAUGGACUCAAAUUCUGAAGUCACGUUUGAAGUUAAUGGAAAGGUGGGAAAGGAGGGACAUCCUUUUGACAACAUUCAAGUUUCAUGCCCUUCCCCCCACCUAUACUUAAAAUAUACGGAAGGACUUCUACCCUUGACUAGAAAAAGGGGGAAAAAUCCAAAUUUAUAAAAU